This is a messenger RNA of Paraphaeosphaeria sporulosa, 1218 nucleotides long. Its product is annotated as endoglucanase II. The record is from RefSeq and is a predicted model, not a curated record. The transcript is spliced from 5 exons. Bases 438 to 1142 code for a protein of 234 amino acids. NCBI's taxonomy places the organism in Eukaryota, Fungi, Ascomycota, Dothideomycetes, Pleosporales, Didymosphaeriaceae.
AAGGCAAUUUACCCCAGGCUCUCGUGGUGUUCUUUUCACGGGCAAUCUAUCUCUGACGCUAGCAUUGGCUACAGCACCCUUCGCUUAGCGCUCAAAGAAGAUUCUGUGGGGUUUCCAUAUUGCUUAAUUUAACGUUGUGAACUGCGAACUUGGACGGACCGGCGGCUCCGCUGCGAAAAGAGUCGCGCGGGCUUGGGGGCCUGGGCGGAAUCAUUUCUGGUGGAGGUUCGGUUGGUGGAUACGACGAAAAGCUUUCGCGGGCUGGGGUCGGGAGGCUUCGCGUGAGGUUGGCGUGGGCGUGUAUUUGGCUUGGGGGUGUACGGUUUGGGAGCCGGGAUGUGGCGGCGCUGUGGAUCACCCGGUGGUGGGUUGUAUAAAGGCAGCGCAGCGGGAACAUGGCAACAUGUAGACGCAGGACCCUCGAGCAACGAACGAACAUGAAACUCUCCGCGUCCCUCGCGCUCGCUGCUGCGGCAUCGUCUGCCUCGGCGCACACCAUCUUCGUCUCGCUGAACAACGGCGCGAUUGGCGAUGGCGUCCGCGUAGUCUCCUACGACGGUCCCGUUCAGGACGUAUCGUCCAGCUCCAUCGCCUGCAACGGCGCCCCCAACGGCACACCCCAAAGCACCAACACCGUCAUCAACAUCCAAGCCGGGUCGACCGCAAAGCUCACCUGGCGCCACACCCUCACGUCGGGCUCCAACGACGUCAUCGAUGCGAGCCACAAGGGGCCGGUCAUGGCGUACUUGAAGAAGGUGUCGGAUGCGAAGAGCGAUGCUGGUCCUGGAUCGGGCUGGUUCAAGAUCGCCGAAGACGGGCUCGAUUCCUCGGGCAAGUGGGGCGUCGACCGUCUGAUUGCCAACGGCGGCGUGCAGACCAUCACCAUCCCGCAGUGCAUUGCACCAGGACAGUACCUCCUCCGCGGCGAGCUGAUCGCUUUGCACGGCGCGUCGUCCUCUGGCGGUGCGCAGUUCUACAUGGAGUGCGCGCAGAUCAACAUCCAAGGCGGGUCUGCCAGCAAGACGCCGUCGAGCGUGAGCCUGCCCGGCGCGUACAAGGCGUCUGACCCGGGAAUUCUGUACAACCUGUACAACGGCCAGAAAACUUACACUGCGCCCGGCCCGUCAGUGUUCAAGUGCUAGACGUAGGUCGAGGGUGUGAUAGGGGGGAGCCUUGCCAAGCAGGGAGGUGGUGGAUUGCAUGUCCUUGUAAUGUAAA